UGUGAUUCCAUAACCAUAUGAGCCCAAAGCAAGUGGCUCUCAUGGCUGUUCAAAGUGAUUUUGUUGGCUAUUGUUGUCUAUAGCGCAAAAUAAUGUAAUAGGCUAUUAAAAGGUAACAACAACAAAAACUGAUCCAUGUUUACAUCUUAUUUGUCUUUAAGCUGGAGUGUGUACAUAUUAAUUGUGCAUGUUAGGUCAAAUGAACUUCUGUAAUGACAUGUGGUCACUCAAAUCAAAAUAAAUGUGUAACCACAUGGCCCUUUAAAGAAGUGACAACACCAACAGCUGCUGAUGCAUUAUACAGUGUUCAUAGGUGUUGAAUCGUCCCACAAGCUGUCAUUGUGGAGACCGUUCCACAUGAUACAACCCUGGUGCAAAUCUACAGUUAUACGCCACGCACUUGUCUCUAGUUUGUCUCUCUACUGCAUGUAAUAUGUGAUUUCUAAAUGUACCUCAUACAUGUUACUUCACAGCUAUGCCCCCCUUUAUCCUGCCCUUGGUUAUCAUCAUCAGCCUCAGUUUGGCUGCAGUCAUCAUCAGCGGUGUGAUAUUCAUCUGUUAUGUAAAGCUCAAAACAAAGUGGAGGGACACAGUUGCCAAAUGUCCAAAUCCCAAACUUGGUGUUAUUCAUCCAAGCGAGCCAAAGGUCUUGGAGCCUGGAACAAUCGUCGUCUCCCCUGCCUGUGUUGAGCUCCUUGUCCCAGAUGACAGUAAACUAUGGUCGAAGGGGUCACUGGGAGACACUAGCAGUGGAAGCCUUCAGCAAAGCAGUGGAAUCAGUACUGGCUCUUCUUGUCUCAGUUAUGCUAAUACAGAACCUGCUGACAUUAUAGCCUGUGUUGACGAUGCCCUUAAGAAAGUCUUUCCCAAUAUCGCCCCGUUCUCACCUUUGACCACCAAAGACAGUGGUUUACUCUCCUCUCCAUACAACCCUUGUGGUGUCCGAGCUGAUGACAUGAGUUGUUGGUCAUCCAGCUUUCACAACAAAACCUAUUCCAUCCUCAUUCCCAGCUGCCCACAUCAGAUUCUGACGGACAGCUCUGAGGUCCAGACGCCGGCUGAAAUGCUUUGUGACUCUGCAUACCGUCCUAGUGCGGGUGACAUUGUGACCUGUGUUAACCCACAGGCACCAACUUGUCCGCUUGUUAAUUCACUACCAGGGGUUCCAUCUAUUAUGCCAAUGGACAUGUCAUAUCAGCAGCGCAAUGCAGAUUCUGGGGCAUUUUCAUAUGCAGAAGACUCCAGUUUGUCCGCCGUCUCUAGCGGCACCAACACAAUUGGGUCAUGUGAUCCUGUGUCCAGAGUUGAGGUCAAUUGUGAGAGCUCUGAGGAGGCGGUUCGUGGUGCGACAAAGCAACAUGGAAUAACUGAAGGGGCAGCUAGGUGUGAUGAAAACCCCUGCUACGGCUGCGUGCCUGCAGGUUCAUGCAGCUUUCCUCCAGUGGAUGACGACUACCAGCCAUUUCAGAAUCUGGUGAAGCAGCCUGAUGUUUUCUUUUCCGAGGAGAGAAGGGAUGAGAAAGAGGAACAUUUGAACAGGUAUACAGAGGAAUUAUUGACCAAGUUGGCUCAAAGCUUCCCAUGUUUCAUUAACAAUGUCCAGGGAGGCCAGUGUCUCUCUGAGCUCCAAAAACCUUUUCUCUGUUUGAUCCCUGCAGACCAGACUAGGCCAUUAACCUCAGACAGCGGCUAUCAGAGUGUGUAGGGCUGAAUUUUUAUGCAUUCAUUUUUUGUGUGUCAUUUUUGCUUUUUUAAUUACUGAGAAACAUUGCUGAGAAAUGUAGAUGAUGAGAGUGAGGUAGAGGCGGAUGUAACAGACAGUGAAUGGUGUUCCUACGCUUUAAAUCAUACCUUUGUCAUACGAUACCUUUGUCAUGGAUAUCUGCACAUGAAGAGCAUGUGAUACGACGAAAGCUCCACAACAGUUAACAAAUGGACUUUGAGUUGACAUUAGUUUCUCAACUGUGACAUGACUGUUAAAGUGUAUGACUGCCUAUGAUGUGAAAAGAAUCCCUGAAGUUUGUACAUAAAAAUAUUCACGUAAAAUUUCUGUCAUCAACAGAAUGCACUUGUUUUGAGUUUUUAAUGUGUGCUUGCUCCAGUGCUUGAACAAAACAGAUACAGUCACUCGCAUGUCCGUAACUCACAUGUCAUAUUCAACUAUGUUAUGUGUAAGGUCAAAUGUGUUCCCUAAAUGUUGAAUAAAGCAAAGAGGACUGUGUCGCUGUAAA
This is a messenger RNA of Anarrhichthys ocellatus (wolf-eel), 2231 nucleotides long. RefSeq lists its product as uncharacterized. Bases 476 to 1705 code for a protein of 409 amino acids. Lineage: Eukaryota; Metazoa; Chordata; Actinopteri; Perciformes; Anarhichadidae. The record is from RefSeq and is a predicted model, not a curated record. The transcript has 4 exons.